Messenger RNA from Odontomachus brunneus, 2009 nucleotides. Its product is annotated as organic solute transporter alpha-like protein 3. Lineage: Eukaryota; Metazoa; Arthropoda; Insecta; Hymenoptera; Formicidae. Gene Ontology annotation, biological process: transport. The coding region runs from base 464 to 1465 and encodes 333 amino acids. The transcript has 6 exons. Gene Ontology annotation, molecular function: transporter activity. The record is from RefSeq and is a predicted model, not a curated record.
AGUAAAGAAAAUCUAGUCUCUCUAAUGUAGCUAGCUACAUAGUAGUUUGUGAUUCAGGCCGGUUAGUUACUUCUACACGGGAAACAGACGAAGACAAUUCGAACGAGACAGCACCGCAACGAAAGGGAGAGAAAGUCUUGCGCGUAAAGGUUUGCGAGCACGCUACGUGAUAAUUCGUUACAACACCACGAUCUUCGCAAUCAGCGCCGAUAAAAGUGGGGACCCACUCUCACUGCUCGGCUUCUCCUCUCUCUCUCUCUCUCUCUCUCUCUCUCGUCGUCGUCAUCGCGGCCGAGUUCGCGGGCGGGCGAACUCUCGCGCGAGGCUGCGCUCACCUUUCGAGUUUCUUCGAGUUUGCGAGUUGCAGCCAGCCGGCUGCACACGCGAGUGCUGGUGGUGACGAGAUCGGAGCUUUUCACCUGUCUCGUCGUUUAAUCACGUACGAGUGACCCCGCGAGUGACCAUGGAGCAGACCGUGCCGAGUUUCGUGGAAAGCAACUGCAACCCCGACUAUGUGCCCACCGCCAUCGAGCUCAUAGAGAGUUUGAACAAGUUCGGAAUCGGAUUAUUGACUAUUGGAUCGAUAUUGUCGGUCUUGACGCUGUAUAUCGCGGUCGACGCCUGUCAUAACAUUCUUUUGCAAAAGGACUCCAGCUUCUACAAAACAAGCGCCAUCAUGAUCCUGUCGGUGUAUCCGGUCGCGAGCAUAUGCAGUCUCACGGCAAUCGCGAUACCAAGGGGCCAGCUAUUAUCGGAAGCAGUAACCCAAGUUUUUCUGACGAUAUCCCUCUAUCGACUUUAUCUCCUGCUGCUCGACGUCGGCCGCAGAAAGAUAACCGAGACGCCGUCGCUGAUACUGCGAGUUGGGCCAUGUUGCUGCUGGCCCUGUCUGCCCUUCCCAAGCCUCGAGAUGACCGACGCCAAUUUGUCUUGGCUAGGAAUUUUGGCCCUGCAACUUCCUAUCGUCCAGAGCCUCAUUUACUUCAUAUACCUCUUCAUGGCGGCGGAGAAUCCGAUGCUCUUCACAGAAUACGGCGUGUACCUUCAACCGCUUAUGGUGAUCAGCAUACUUUCGGGAAUAUACAGUCUCACCAUCACCACGAAGAGCCUGCACGCGGUAGCUCCAGAGGCCAAGUUACACCUCAAGACGCUGGUCUCGCAGCUGGUGCUACUGUUCUCCAAGUUGCAAGCGAGCAUUGUCAGUAAGGGUCUGCCCGCUACAGGCCUGUUCCCGUGCAACAUGCCCCUCACCCCGGAGAUCUACGCCAGUGUGACUCUUAACGCGCUGAUGCUAAUCGAGAUGCUGUUGCUCUGCUACGCUGCUAGGUACGUGUAUUAUGUCAAUCCCGAAAAGAAUCAAGAGCCGAACACAACGGAUCGGCCCAGGACGAGUCAAACGGACUCUGUGUACACGAUUACCGACAGCAACUGCAAGCAAUCUCCACCGAUGGUGAUGACCGCGUGAGACUCGAGCUAACGACAGGAUGUCGUGCGUGCUGUUUUCUCGCUCUCAUCAGCGUACUUGCCUAGUAGCAUGUCAGACACGCGAUUCUUCUAACUGCAAAUCGCGAGCUUAUCGUCGGCCGAAGAGACGUGCGUGAUCUAAAAGUUUAUUUCCUAUGGAAAGCUCCGUAACACGUAAGCUCUAUUUUGUAGAAAUUAAAGGAAGAAAGGAUACAGUAAUGGAAUCGACUUUGCGUGGACGAAAAUCCGAAAAUUCGUGCGAGUGCGAACACACAAUUGAACAAAUUAAUAUUAUAUAUUAAUAUUAUAUAUUAAUAUAUUAUUGUGCAGUGUCAAUCGCGACCUGGUCAGUUGAAUCUCAUUGAUAUAUUGUUGCAGUUAUUGUAAUAUUAAUAUAAAUCAACUUAAUAUUAAUUUAUAAAAAGCAUUAUAUAUAUUGAUAUUAUAAUUGCCGAGACGAAUAGUGAAUUGAUCCAAUUGACAGAUCACGAUUUGGUCGGAAAUUUUUUUACCAACGUAACGAACGCCACGCUACCAACUAAGGG